AUGAGUGGUCAACUUCCAAUUUUAGGAUUAACUCACAAAUACUUUUUUGUUACACAACAAGAUAUUUUUAACACUUUCCACGAAAUGUAUGUUAAUGGUGGACCUUCGCCACGAAAAGUAGGACUUAUACCGCAUGAAUUAUUUAUUUAUGUUGAUGAUAUUGAGCAAAUUAAAAAAGUUUAUACAUUACCGAGCUGCAAUGAUCGCCCGAGUCUUUAUGAAGCUUUUGGUGGAGUAAUGGGUAUGUUCUCUUCAAAUGGAGCUUUAUGGAAAAAGCAUCGGAAACUACUUAACCCAGCAUUUAACACUACUGUUUUGAAAAGUUUUCUUCCCAUCUUCAAUGAUAAUUCUAAAGCGUUAAUGAACGCUUUGGAUGAUCAUGCAGAUGGAAACGAAAUUGAUAUCCAUUCAUUUAUGGCUGAAUUUGCUUUGGACAACAUUUUGAAUACUUCAAUGGGCUUCAAAGGCGAUAAACAUGCUGACAAACGUAAAGAGAUGCUGAACCAUAUGACUGGUACAAUGAUUGUUACAUCUGCAAAAAUUCUUCACUUUUGGAAACGGAUUAAACCAAUUCUAAUGCUAACAGAAAUUUAUAAAUUGGAGAAAAAGUAUUUUGACAAUGGAAUGUAUAAAAUUAUAAAAGAUUUCGUUGACGAAAAAGAGAAAACUUUUGAUAUUGAUGAUGUGUCAGAAAAGCCUCAAAUACUUAUCGACCAGCUUUUCAAAAAUCGAAACGAAUUUUCUCGACAAGAAAUUGAAGACGAAAUAUUUUCAUUUAUAGGAGCUGGCUUAGAAACUUCGGAAUAUUCUUUAUCGAAGGCUAUUCUCCUUAUAGCAAUGCAUCCAGAAGUUCAAGAGAAAAUAGUCGAUGAAUUGAAAUAUGUUUUUGAAUCGGAAGACGAAGAAGUUACUGAAGACAAUCUUUCACAAUUAACUUAUCUUGAUUUGGUGAUGAAAGAAGUUUUUAGAUAUUGGUCCAUAAUUACAAUUAUCGCGAGAUACACGACGGAUGAAGUUGAACUUGGCGACUGUUUGAUCCCUAAGGGAACUCAUAUUAUAAUUCCAAUCUACGAGAUUCACAGGGACAAAAAGAUUUGGGGUGGAGAUGCUGAUGAAUUUAAGCCAGAAAGAUUUGAACCUGAGCGAAUGAAGAAUAUUCCAGCACAUGCAUACAUGCCAUUUGCACUUGGACCAAGAAAUUGCAUUGGAAUGAAUUACGCGAAAAAAAUGUUUAAAGUUGUUAUGGCUUAUUUCUUCCGAAAAUUCCAUGUUGAAACUUCACUAAAACUUGAAGACAUCUCCUUGAAGUUCGAACUUCUUACAAAAAUAGUUCAGGGAUACAAAGUUAUGAUAACUAAAAGAGACUUUGAAGAUUGA
Molecule: messenger RNA, 1377 nt
Organism: Clunio marinus
Lineage: Eukaryota; Metazoa; Arthropoda; Insecta; Diptera; Chironomidae
Source: the annotation of a GenBank genome assembly